Helianthus annuus (common sunflower) is the source of this 3395-nucleotide messenger RNA. Its product is annotated as signaling peptide TAXIMIN 1. Lineage: Eukaryota; Viridiplantae; Streptophyta; Magnoliopsida; Asterales; Asteraceae. The transcript is spliced from 16 exons. The record is from RefSeq and is a predicted model, not a curated record. The coding region runs from base 2989 to 3228 and encodes 79 amino acids.
UCGUCUCUCUUCUCAUCUAUCUUUUCAAAUGGCUAGGGUUCCUUCUCUCUCGAUCUUCAGUGCGAUUCAAAAAAAACUCUGUGUUUUCUUCUUCACCACGAUUCUCAUCUAAUCCAGUAAUCUUCCUUCUUCACCACGAUUCUCUUCACCUGCUUCUCGAUUUCUCAUCCAAAACAUUUGGUUCCUUUCAAAACGAUGUCCUUUGCAGGCGAUUUCCACGGGUAGUUUAUGAUUAGGGCUAAUGUUUCCUUUCAAAACGAUGUCCGUUGCAGGCGAUUUCCAUAGGUAGUUUAUGAUUAGGGCUAAUGUUUCCUUUCAAAACGAUGUCCGUUGUAGGCGAUUUUCACAGGUAAACACACCAAAAUUGACUUUUGAGUUAUAUUACAAGGAAGGUGUUUAAGUUCACUUGAAAGAAAGGACCUUUUAGGGUUUCCAUUUCUACUAAAAAUGGACGAAAUGGAGAAGCCAUCGGAUGCAAAAAGAACCACCGUCAGACCACCCUCCGUUUUGGCUUACCUCGACCCCAAUUACUGGAAUGAGAGGUUUACUUCUGAGGAUCAUUACAAAUGGCUCAAAGAUUACGCACAUUUUCGUCAUUUGAUCCACCAGCAUAUCAAACCCGAUUCUUCAGUAUUGGAGCUCGGGUGUGGAAACUCACAACUGUCUGAUGAGUUAUAUAACGAAGGAAUUACUAAUAUAACCUGCAUCGAUCUAUCUUCGAUUAUGUGAUUAGAACUUAAAAAAAAUAUCUUCUUCGAUUAAUUGGUUCAUUUAAAUUGUGCAAUCAGAAAUUGUUUUUCCAGUAUGUAGGUUUAGGGGCGGAACAAGAGGCGUCACGAGACCCCUAAGUCACUAAAAUUUGUUGGAUUUUUUGUGCAUAACUAACAGAGACAUAAGCUCCCUUAUAUUCAGAAUACAUCAAUAGCCAGGUCUAUUGAGAACUAUAACAUCCAUUCCUUUUAACUGAGAUAUAAUGGAAUAAAUAAAUAAUUUUAUUACAACUCAUAUAAAACCAAAAAUUAAAUUUACUCUCUGCGGCUCUGCCUAUACAUUUCUUCAAAUCCAAUUUGGACUUAAGAAAGUCAAAACCUUUUUCUUUGAUACACGUUUCUCUUUUGAUUAUCAACAUUUUCAAGAUCGAUUUUUCAAGAAAUCAGGUAUGGGUAUAUUUAUAAUUCAAGAUUUUGCAGGGCAGGGUUUUUCUAGGGAUUUGUAACUAUUUUGAUGAUUUAUGGGUACUUGUUUCAAAUUCGAUUUGCAAUUUGGGAAUUUAUGUUUAAAUUCUUCUUCGUGUCUGAAUAUGAGUAUCCUUUCGUAAUCUAACUAUGGAAAAACACAAUUGACAGGUGGGGCAAAAUCGGACACUUCAUAGUUUUCAUAUAAUCAAGCAUGUCCGGUGAGAGGAAAGGGUCUAUUCUCUAAUUCGCAACCUUUCAGAGUUCCGUGGAUGAAGGUUUUUGGCAUGGACUAUGUUCUUUAAAACUCAACAAGCUAAAAACCGACGAGUCACCCAUUUCAAUAACAGGAUUCUACACACCUUGCUCUAAUCCCCAUGCAUCAAACCAUCUGAAUUUACUUGCUGAAUCCUUGCCAACCGAACCAAGUGACGAAUUACAAACUGUAGCAACCCGUGGGAACAGAAAUAAAUGUUUGGUGCCUGGAACGCUUUACAACACAAACACAUAUGAAGGAUAUCAGUCCCUUGAUAAAAAAGUCUGUUAAAGGCUGAAGGAAAGAAGACCUCAAGAGGUUUCAUUUCGAUUACUCGGUUGCUUUCCCUGCGUUGGCUCUUGAUCCUCCAGCAACAUUGGUUGAAUUAAAGCUAGCAUCAGAAUGGUUCACUACUGAAGAGGUUGAAUCUGUUUCAGCAUGCUGUAACGAGUGGCGUAUGUCAUGUUUAACCGCAGGGGUGUAAACGAGCCGGUCCGAGCCCGACUAGCCGGCUCGCAGAUCCUUUCGAGAUUUAUCGCGCGCUGAGAGUCGUGAAUCCAAGUCCGUACAUGACUUAUUUGCAGCUACGAGAUGACUUGAUGACAAUGCUCAUUGCUGGCCACGAAUUCCAUAACGAUGGGCCUGCUGCUACUUCGCCAAAUGGAGAUCAGUAUUAUGACCCUCACCAGCAACGUGAUGAAGGAGGCUAUGAUAACUGAUCAAAGCUGCAUCUUCUGGAGUACAGGGUACAGGAGGAUCACUAGCUGCAUACCUUCUGAUUGCAUAAGCCAUAGGGUUAACUGCUUUAAUAAAGUGACGAACUUUGGUCAAAUCUUUAAUUUCUAAACCCUGUUGAGUGUCUUUUCUUUUUGCUCUAAAUUUUUCUAAAUUGCAUUUUAGUCCUAAAUUCAUACUUUUAGUUUUUGGCUCUCCUUUCAAAAUUUGAACCCUACUUUUCAAUCCCUCUCUCCACGGUCCGCCUACCCACUCUCCUCCAUCUGCUGGUUUCCGGAUCGAAAGGGGAUUUAAACAAGCUGUGGAGGACGGUUAGAGCGUUAUACCAUCCGUGGAACUAUUAUGUUCUUCAUCUUGAUCUUGAAUCGCCGGUGGAGGAGCGAAAGGAGCUCGCUUCACGGGUUGAAAAUGAUCCUGUUUUUGUCGCGGUUGGGAAUGUUUAUGUGGUUUCGAAAGCGAAUAUGGUUACAUAUACAUGACCCACAAUGGUGUCAAACACUCUUCGUGCUUGUGCUAUACUUCUUAAGAAAUUUAAGGAUUGGGAUUGGUUUAUAAACCUUAGUGCCUCGGAUUAUCCUCUCGUGACUCAAGACGAUCUUCUUUUCAUAUUUUGUGAUUUGAAGCGCGAUUUGAAUUUUAUCAAACACACGAGCAAGUUAGGGUGGAAAGAGCGGUUGAGGUGUAGUGGUCAGAGUAGUUUAACUUCUUUGGGAUCUCUGAUCCCCAUCCUCGUCUUCUUGUGUUCUCCGUCGUCAACAAGACGUCAAUAUCCACCUUAUCUUCUUCUAAAACCAUUAUUCCAAUCCAAUAUCACAAGAAGAAAUGUCUGGUGGUGACGAUGACUGUAGAUGCAGACCCUUAGGCUUUCUCUUAGGCCUCCCUUUCGCCUUUGUCGCCCUCCUCCUCUCCCUCAUCGGAAUCGUCAUCUGGAUCGUCGGGUUGAUUUUGAGCUGUAUAUGCCCUUGUUGUUUUUGUGUAACGGUGAUAGUCGAGCUGGCGAUAGCGUUGAUCAAGGCUCCGUUUUCCGUCAUGAAAUGGUUUACUGAACAAAUUCCUUGUUAGAUCUUUUGGUUUUCAUACAGGAACAUUCAAGUUAGUGAAAUCUUUUGUUUUUGUGUAACUGUUGCAUGAAUUUAGUAGGAUUCUGAUUUUUUGUAAUAUAUGAUUGACGAUAUGAUCUUUUCCUGACGAUGAUUAAAUGCGUACUCCUUAUUUGUUUAAUGCAUCCA